Molecule: messenger RNA, 2859 nt
Organism: Trichechus manatus latirostris (Florida manatee)
Lineage: Eukaryota; Metazoa; Chordata; Mammalia; Sirenia; Trichechidae
Gene: TMEM63A
Product: transmembrane protein 63A
Exons: 23
Coding region: 307-2727 (806 amino acids)
Cellular component (GO): plasma membrane
Molecular function (GO): nucleic acid binding; calcium-activated cation channel activity
Source: RefSeq, a predicted model, not a curated record
GUUUGAGUGCAGGGGAAGUGUGCCCAAGGCUUUGAGGCUAGCAGCUCUGAACUGGAAAAGGGCAGCUCCUGUAUGACUCUAGGCUCUGUGUUCCUUCAGAGAGGUCUGUAAAGGCUGGUGGCCCUGGAUCCUGGGUUCAGGACACCCUGCAGAAAAUGAGUAGGAGGCCCGAGGCCUGGCCUCCAGCAGCUUGGGAGGUGGUCCAGGCUGCCUUUGCCUUUGCCAGCAACAGCUCCAACUGAGAACCCCCGCCCCGGGGCUCUUCCACAGGCCCUCCUUCCCCUGGUUCCUGGGAGGACAGGCGUGAUGACCGACUCCCCAUUCCUGGAGCUAUGGCACCCCAAGGCAGUGUCCAUCCGUGAGCGACUGGGCAUCGGGGACCAGCCGAAUGACUCCUACUGCUACAACUCAGCCAAAAACAGCACCGUGCUCCAGGGGGUCAACUUUGGCGGUAUCCCUGUCGUCCUGCUCAUAGACGUCAGCUGCUUCCUGAUUUUAAUAUUGGUGUUUUCCUUCAUAAGAAGAAGAUUCUGGGAUUACGGCCGCAUUGCUAUGGUAUCAUCAGAAACAGAAAGUGAGUCUAGAUUCCGGAGGCUGUCAUCUUCUUCCUCCUCAGGGCAACAAGACUUUGAAAAUGAGCUGGGAUGCUGCCCCUGGCUGACGGCCAUCUUCCGCCUGAACAAUGACCAGAUCCUGGAGUGGUGUGGAGAGGAUGCCAUCCACUACCUGUCCUUCCAGAGACACAUCAUCUCGCUGCUGGUGGUGGUCAACUUCUUGUCCCUGUGCAUCAUCCUACCCGUCAACCUCACAGGAGACUUGCUGGAUAAAGACCCUUACAGUUUUGGGAGGACCACAAUAGCAAACCUACAGACUGACAACAACCUUCUCUGGCUGCACACCAUCUUCGCUGUCAUCUACCUCAUCCUCACCGUGUGCUUCAUGCGGCACCAUACCCAGUCCAUCAGGUACAAAGCAGAGAGCCUGGUGAGACGGACCCUGUUCAUCACAGGGCUCUCCAGAGAUGCCAACAAGGAGUUGGUGGAGAGCCACUUCCGGGACGCGUAUCCCACAUGCCAGGUGGUGGAGGUCCAGCUGUGUUACAAUGUAGCCAAGCUGAUGUACCUGUGCGAGGAGAGGAAGAAGACCAAGAAGAGCCUGAGGUAUUACACAAACCUGCAGGUGAAGACAGGCCAGCCGGUCCUCAUCAACCCCAAGAUCUGUGGCCAGUUCUGCUGUUGUGAAGUGUCAGGCUGUGAGCGGGAGGACGCCAUCUCUUACUACACACGCAUGAAGGACAGGCUGACGGAGAAGAUCGCAGAGGAGGAAUGUAGGUUCCAGUACCAGCCUUUGGGUAUGGCCUUCGUCACCUUCCAGGAGAAGUCCAUGGCCACCUACAUCCUGAAAGACUUCAACGCCUGCAAGUGUCAGGGCCUCCAGUGCAAAGGGGAGCCCCAGCCGUCUUCCCACAGCAGAGAGCUCUGCACCUCCAAGUGGACCGUCACCUUUGCCACUUACCCUGAGGACAUCUGCUGGAAGAACCUCUCGAUCCAGGGCCUCCGCUGGUGGCUGCAGUGGCUGGGCAUCAACUUCACUCUCUUCGUGGGGCUGUUUUUCCUGACCACGCCCUCUAUCAUCCUGUCCACCAUCGACAAGUUCAACGUCACCAGACCCAUCCAUGCACUGAAUAACCCAAUCAUCAGCCAGUUCUUCCCAACCUUUCUCCUGUGGUUCUUCUCCACCCUGCUCCCGACCAUCGUCUACUACUCCACGCUGCUGGAGUCUCACUGGACCAAGUCAGGGGAAAACCAGAUCAUGAUGACCAAGGUCUACAUUUUCUUGAUCUUCAUGGUGCUGAUCCUGCCCUCCCUCGGCCUCACCAGUCUGGAUCUUUUCUUCCGGUGGCUCUUUGACAAAACUUUCUCGGAGGCUUCUGUCAGGUUGGAGUGUGUCUUCCUGCCCGACCAGGGCGCCUUCUUUGUGAACUACGUCAUCGCCUCGGCCUUCAUCGGCAAUGGCAUGGAGAUGCUGCGGCUGCCGGGCCUCAUCCUCUACACCUUCCGCAUGAUCAUGGCCAAGACGGCCGCUGACCGAAGGAACGUCAAGCAGAACCAGGCCUUCGAGUAUGAGUUUGGUGCCAUGUACGCGUGGAUGCUGUGUGUCUUCACUGUCAUUGUGGCCUAUAGCAUCACCUGCCCCAUCAUCGCGCCGUUUGGCCUCAUCUACAUCCUGCUCAAGCACAUGGUGGACCGGCACAACCUCUACUUCGCCUACCUCCCGACCAAGCUGGAGAAGAAGAUCCACUUCACUGCCGUGAACCAGGCCUUGGCAGCUCCCAUCCUGUGCCUUUUCUGGCUCUUCUUCUUCUCCUUCCUGCGCCUGGGCCUGAAGGCCCCCACCACCCUGUUCACCUUACUGGUGCUGCUGCUCACCAUCCUGGUCUGCCUGGCCUACACCUGCUUUGGAUGCUUCAAGCACCUCAGCCCUCUGAACUACAAGACAGAAGAAUCGGCAAGUGACAAAGGAAGUGAAGCUGAGGCCCCCGCACCCCCACCCUUCACACCGUAUGUGCCCCGGAUUCUGAACAGCUUGGCCUCGGAGAGGACAGCUCUGUCCCCACAGCAGCAGCAGACGUACGGCACCGUUCACAACAUCAGUGGGGCUCUCCCGGGGCAGUGGUUGGCCCAGAACCCUGCAGACAGCGUGGCCGCCGCCUUCCAGGAGGCCUGAAGGCGAGCUGCCCGGCUGGGCCAGACUCGGAGAGCCAGGUGCUGAGGAGACACAGGAGCAGGAGCAUUGGACUCCAACCCCAACCAAGUUCAGGACUUCUCUCCACUGUCUCAGGCUCCACUGCUCUGAAAA